CACAGCUUGGCGCGGGCGGUGGCGCGGGCGGUUAAGCGGCGGGCUGUACAAGGAGCAAAAGGAACUAAAGGAGCUAGUGUAUAUGAUGAUGAAGAGUAUCUUUUGGUUUUAAUUACAGGAAAAGAUGGAUUGGAUGAUACAAAGUGCAAAAAAAAAUUAAAAGAAUAUUGUAAAAACUUAAAGAAAGUUGAUAAAAACUUUAGUGUUUAUCCAAAAUUAAAAGGAAUUUGCAAAGACGACGGUGCAACAAAAUGUACAGGACUGAAAGCCAAGGUUGAUAUAAAGCAAACUGCUUUCAAAGCAAAACUUAAUGAAGCAUCAUUAAAACAAAUUUCGCAAUUAAAAGAUACAGACUGUUUAAAUCAGAAAGAAUGUUUAUUUUUGGAGGAAGCGUACUCUAAUGAUCUUAAAGAAAACUGUAACACAUUGAGGAAUAAAUGUUAUCAAAAAAAACGUGAAGAAGUGGCAGAAAAAGCUCUUUUAAGAGCCCUUAAUGAGAAUCCUGAAAAUGAUAAUAAGUGUAAAGAAAAACUUAAAAAAGUUUGUCUUGUGUUAGGUCAAGAAAGUGAUGAAUUAAUGCAAAAGUGUUUAAAUCUAGAUUCUACAUGCCCAUCCUUAAUACAAGCAGCAAAAGACAAGUGUAAAUCUUUAAAGACAGAGGUAGAAAAUGUGCUAAGUAAUGAUAAGGAGUUACAAAAACAUGGAGGAUCUUUACUUGAAGAAUGUUAUUUCCACUAUGAAAACUGUAAAACAGAAAACCCGGAUUGUAAUGGCUUAAAAAAGAAGUGUAAAGAUGCAGGGAUAACUUAUACACCACCAGGCUUGGAUUUUAAUCCUACAAAAUCAGAGACUACAUUGGCAGAGAAAAUAGGCUUGGAAGAACUUUACAAAGAAGCGGCAAGACAAGGAGUUUUGAUUGGAAGACCGCCAGAAAGAGAUAUUCUUGAUUUAUUAGUGUUUCUGUCAGAGAGUAGCCCUUUUGAUGAAAAUAAAUGCAAGAAUAUACUCACUAAUAAAUGUAAUUCUAUUCAAUAUUUAGCAGAAAGUUUAAGAAAAUUAUGUGAAAAUGCAAGCCAUUAUGAAGAUAAAUGUAAAAAGUUUAAAGAGGAUUUUGAAAAAACAAAAGGUGUUCUAGAAAAAAAGUUUAAAAGCAACACAUUUGAAAACAAUGAAAUUACAUUAUGGAGUGAGUUGCCGAAUUUCCUUAGUGAAAAUGACUGCAUAAAAUUACAGUCAGACUGUUUUUAUUUUGAAGGUCAAACAGAUUUUCAAAAAAUAUGUAAGAAUGUUAAGGCAGCGUGCUAUAAAAGAGGCCUUGAUGCAUUAGCAAAUCAAGCACUACAAGACAAAUUGAGAGGAAAUUUUAAUGAUACAAAUAAUAAAUGGUUUGAAAUACUUCAAAAAAAGAUGGUAGAAGUAUGUGUAGAUUUGAAAGGAGAGAGUGAUGAGUUAUUUGUGUUGUGUGUGCAACCAACGGAAGGAGCCAUUGCAGUAUCAACGGAUUUGCGUAUGAAGACAGACUUGUUACAAGGAGAUCUGAACGAGAAGCGGGAUUUUCCUACGAAGCAAGAUUGCGAGGAAUUACUGAAGAAGUGUCAAGAUUUAGAACAAGAUUCAGAAGAAAUCAAAUGGCCUUGUCGUACGUUGAAACACCAUUGUAAUAGGCUGGAGAUUGCAGGACAAUUGGAAGAGAGGUUGUUGGAAGAAAAAGUGAAGGAUUUGGACAAGUUCGAUUCAUGUUUAAAAAAUCUGAGAGAACAAUGCCAUGAAUGGACUAGAAGAGGAAGAGCGCAGUUUGCUCUCGCAUGCGUAGCACAGAAUAUUACAUGCAAGAUUCUUACAGAAAGUAUAGAUUCUAAGUGUACUACAUUGAAGGCACGUAUGAAAACAAGUGAUGUUAUAAAAACUGCAAAAGAAGAAAAAACAAUGGAAGAAACAUGUGAUUCUUGGGAGCCUUAUUGCAGAAAAUUCAUGUCAAGCUGCAAGGAUUUAGAAAACACUGGAAAGGAUGAUGGAUGUGAAAAACUUAAAGAAAACUGCAAGCCGUAUCGUGCACAAAGGGAUCGCGAAGAUGCAGCUAUGCUUAAAUUUAAGGGGAAUCUUGAUAAGAAAAACAGUUGUAUAACGGUUCUUGAUCAAUAUUGUACACAAUGGGCGAAUGCAACCAACGGACUUGAAACUUUGUGCAAAAAAAAAGGUGAAGAGGACAAAAACGUUAGAAAUAAACUCUGCAAAAAGCUGAUUGAACGAAUGAAAGAAAAAUGCAAAGGACUAUCAGAAAAACUUGAAAAGGUUAAAAACGAAAUAGAAGGGAAAAAUAAAGAAUAUGAAAAGAUUAAAGGAAAAGCAGAAGAAGCAAUGGAAAAAGCAAAUCUUGUUUUAUCAAAAGUGAAAGAAUCCGAUAAUAAAUCUGUGAAUAAAUCCGUACCUAGUGAACCUAAAGGAGAAGAAAACAAGGUAGGGUUUAAACUUGUAAGAAGAGAUACAAAGUUGCAAGUAACAGAAAAAGAGUUACAUGCAUUUGAUUUGGUAUCACAAGCGUUCAGUUUAUAUGUAGAGUUGAAGGAGAUAUGCCAUCACUCACUGAAAGAUUGUGAUUUCAAAAAAGAGUGUAAAUGUGAGGAUCCAUGUGAAAAGAUACAAGGAAUAUGUUCGAAAUUAGAGCCACUGAAAGUCAAACCAUAUGAGGCAACAACUAAAAACAUAACAACCACAACUACGACCACAACGACGACGACAACAACCGUUAAAGACGCAAAGGCAACAGAGUGCCAAUCUCUGCAGACGACAGACACAUGGGUCACAAAGACGUCUACGCAUACCAGCACGUCUACAACUACGUCUACGGUCACAUCGAGAAUAACGUUGACCUCAACGAGGCGGUGUAAGCCUACGAAGUGCACCACCGGAGACGA
Messenger RNA from Pneumocystis jirovecii RU7, 2915 nucleotides. RefSeq lists its product as uncharacterized. The annotation marks the transcript as partial. The transcript has a single exon. Lineage: Eukaryota; Fungi; Ascomycota; Pneumocystomycetes; Pneumocystales; Pneumocystaceae. The record is from RefSeq and is a predicted model, not a curated record.